UUAUACCUUCACAUUAUUCAAAAAAGGCAGAAAGAAAGAUCUGGAUGACGAUGACGUAUACGGGAUCGUCCCCAAACUAUCGUCAGAGAAAUUGGGAAAUAAAUUGGAAAACCAAUGGAGGAGAUUGAAGAAAGAAAAAAAAGAUCCUUCCCUACUGCGAGCACUUUUCACGUGCUUUGGAAAAAAUUAUAUAAUCCUGGGAAUGAUUCAACUAUGUUUCAAAACGGCUGUAUUAUUCAUCCAGCCUCGUGCGAUAGAACAUUUCGUCAACUUUUUCAGAUCAGAUAGAGAUACCUCUGCCAGAUCAGACCUCUAUAUCAACGGUGCCAUCAUUAUCAUCGUCAGCUUAGUCAGCACCAUCUACAACCACAAUUACCAACAGUUACUAACGGAAAUCGGCAUCAAAGUGAGAACAGCCAUAGCUGCCCUUUUAUACAGAAAGGCCCUCAGGUUAGGACCGAAUUCCUUGUCCAGUUCAGCGAUGGGGAGGAUAUUGACCCUCAUAACCAAAGAUGUGUUUGCCUUCGAGAAAGCUUUGACUUUUGUGAAUGAUAUGUGGAUCGGAUUGAUACAUAUUGGGAUUGUUUCGUAUCUCAUUUAUCGACGUAUAGGAAUUACUGUUGCGGCUGGUAUCGGCUUUCUAUUGAUGAUUAUUCCAUUACAGAUAUAUGUCGGCAAGAAAACCAGCAUGAUGCGAAUGAAGUCAGCAAAAAGUACAGACGAAAGAAUACAGUUGACAACGGAAACACUAUCAGCGAUCAAGAUUGUCAAAAUGUAUUCGUGGGAGCUCUUCUUUGAGAAUAAAAUCAAUGAUGUCAGAAGCAAAGAGUUGAAGAAACUGGCCCCCGUAUACUAUUUGAAGUGCAUCGUACUCAUCAUAGGCUCCUUGGCGUCCAACCUAUCAUUUGCUCUCAUCAUCCUGACCUACAUAUGGACCGGACACUAUACGAACGCUGGAACUGUCUUCUUCAUUGAAGCCCUCUUCCGCAACAUCAAAUCCUUCAUCAUAGCUUCAAUCCCUUUGGGUAUAUCCAACAUAUCCGAAGUCUACGCUUCCUUGAAUAGACUCAAUGAGUUUUUGAACUCGAAAGAAGUAGCAUCCCCACCAAGGGGCAUCGCCCAACCCAAAGUGUAUCUCAACCACGUCUCAGCAAAAGUCAAGGACUCUGAGGUGCUGACCGAUGUGUCUCUGUCAGUGGAAAAGGGCCUAUAUCUGGUGACUGGAAGUGUUGGUAGUGGAAAAAGUUCGCUGCUGAGGACUAUCUUGGGAGAGUGUACCGUCGCCAGUGGACAAUUGGCGGUUGACGGCAGUAUUUCCUAUACCGCCGAAGAUCCCUGGUUAUUCCCUUCUACAAUCAGACAGAAUAUCCUUUUUGGACAGGAAUACGAUGAAAAAAGGUACAACGAGGUUUUGAGAGUAUGCGCCUUGAAAGAAGACCUCAGCAAAUUUGAGAACGGUGACCAAACAAUAGUAGGGGAUAAGGGUGUUAAUUUGAGCAAGGGCCAGCAAACAAGGAUCAACUUGGCAAGAGCCGUCUAUAGAAACAGCGACAUCUACCUGUUAGAUGACUGCUUGUCGCAUCUAGACAGCCACGUCAACCUCUACGUCUUCAGGAAGUGCAUUAUGGAGUUCCUGAAGACGAAGAUUGUUAUACUUGUCACCACCAAUAUCAACCACAUCAAGCUCGUUUACGGUCAUAACUUGUUAUUCAUGAAGAAUGGGAUAACGCUUUCUUUGGAAGAGCAGCAGGAAACAUUGGAAAAACGGGUCACUUAUUAUAUGGAUGACACAGAUAACAGCUAUUUUGAAGAAGAGAGGGACCAGGAGGUUGAAAAUGAGAUUCACGACGUUGUUUCUGAAAAAAAAUCAAAAAGAAACUCAGAAAUAUGA
This is a messenger RNA of Leptinotarsa decemlineata (Colorado potato beetle), 1891 nucleotides long. RefSeq names its product probable multidrug resistance-associated protein lethal(2)03659. NCBI's taxonomy places the organism in Eukaryota, Metazoa, Arthropoda, Insecta, Coleoptera, Chrysomelidae. Gene Ontology annotation, cellular component: membrane. Gene Ontology annotation, biological process: transmembrane transport. Gene Ontology annotation, molecular function: ABC-type transporter activity; ATP binding; ATP hydrolysis activity. The record is from RefSeq and is a predicted model, not a curated record.